Messenger RNA from Pomacea canaliculata, 731 nucleotides. RefSeq lists its product as uncharacterized. Lineage: Eukaryota; Metazoa; Mollusca; Gastropoda; Architaenioglossa; Ampullariidae. The record is from RefSeq and is a predicted model, not a curated record. The transcript is spliced from 5 exons. The coding region runs from base 102 to 731 and encodes 209 amino acids.
GAGAAUACUGUUGAUGACGACGACGAUGGGAAUGAUCUCUGCACUGAACUAGCUAAAAGCACUAUUUGCCAGCCUUUACACGAAAGUGGUGAGAGCAGAAAAUGUGCAAAAUACCAGGAAACUACUACAAGAUGACCAACACUAAAUUUUGGUCCCGGAGGCAAUGUCUUUUUGUCGCAGCUGCUGUCUUUAUCAGCAGCCUUCGUGUUUCAUGCACUACAACAAUUGAAGAGCAAGAUGGUAGUGUAACAUGUGACGUUCCUUCGGUCGAGUCAAUGGACAGCACUUCGGUCACAUGUCAUUUUCCUGAGGAUGUUAGUCAGACAAAGAGAGAUUUUUAUGUCUCUUUCUACAAGGAUGAAAAAAGCGAAGAAGCAGUCGACAUUAUGGCAUGCUUGUGGCUGCUCGGAAAAAUAAGCUGUAUUGUGUCGCCUGGAUACAAAUUCACAGGAAAUAUAUCUCACAAGGCUUCCUUGGAGAUUCCACAAGCUUCAUUGAGACACGCUGGUAGAUAUGCGUGCCAGAUUUCAAACAUAAAUGCAAAUGAUAUUAAGCCCUGCGAAUUCAAAAUCAAGCUUGUAAACAAGACAAUGUGCUUUGUUCCAUCAGUUUCUCUGAUGGCGCAAACAUUACUGACAUGCUAUUUCCCAGAAGACUUCAACAAGACUAAAACGAACGUUGCUGUAUAUCAUAACAAAGGUGGAGACACAGAUAUCACAACUCCUGGUUAG